ACAGGCUCAGGGAAGACCACCCAGGUCCCUCAGUACCUCUAUGAAGCAGGAGUUGGCCGCCAAGGCGUCAUUGCCGUCACCCAGCCACGGAGAGUAGCAGCUAUAGCCUUGGCUACCAGAGUCUCCAGUGAGAAGACAACAGAGCUGGGGAGACUGGUGGGCUACACUGUACGCUUCGAGGACCUCAGCUCUGAGGAGACCAGGAUCAAGUUCCUGACAGAUGGGAUGCUGCUCCGCGAGGCCAUCGGGGACCCGCUGCUGCGCAGGUACAGCGUCGUCAUCCUGGACGAGGCCCACGAGAGGACCAUCCACACUGAGGUGCUCCUGGGGGUGGUGAAAGCUGCCCAGAAGAAAAGAAAGGAGCUGGGGAAACUGCCACUAAAAGUGAUCAUCAUGUCAGCUACGAUGGAUGUGGACCAGUUUUCCAAGUACUUCAAUGGAGCUCCUGUUCUCUAUUUAGAAGGCAGGCAGCAUCCCAUUCAGAUCUUUAACACCAAACAGCCUCAGAGUGAUUACCUCCAAGCAGCACUGGUCUCAGUCUUCCAGAUCCAUCAGGAAGCUCCCCCUUCUCAGGACAUCCUGGUGUUCCUGACUGGGCAAGAAGAAAUUGAAGCCAUGACCAAAACCUGUCGAGACAUUGCCAAGCAUCUCCCUGAUGGCUGCCCACGGAUGGUGGUGAUACCCCUCUAUGCUUCUCUGCCCUACUCCCAGCAGCUCCGUGUCUUUCAGGCAGCCCCCAAGGGCUGUCGCAAAGUGAUCCUCUCCACCAACAUUGCAGAAACCUCCAUCACCAUCCCAGGAAUAAAGUAUGUGGUGGACACAGGCAUGGUCAAAGCCAAGAAGUACAGCCCUGAAACUGGCCUGGAAGUGCUGGCAGUGCAGAGGGUGUCGAAGGCCCAGGCUUGGCAGCGCACAGGGAGGGCAGGGAGAGAGGACAGUGGGGUCUGCUACCGGCUCUACACAGAGGAGGAGUUUGAGAAGUUUGAGAAGAUGACAAUACCUGAGAUCCAGAGGUGUAACCUGGCCAGUGUGAUACUUCAGCUCCUGGCCCUGAGAAUUCCCAAUGUGCUCACCUUUGACUUCAUGUCCAAACCAUCUCCUGAUGCUAUUCAAGCAGCAGUUGAGCAGCUGGAACUCCUGGGAGCUGUGGAGCAAAAGGAAGAUCAGCUUGUCCUGACCCCCCUGGGAAGGAAGAUGGCAGCCUUUCCCCUGGAGCCAAAGUUUUCCAAAACCAUCCUCCUGUCCCCCAAAUUCCACUGCACAGAAGAGAUCCUGAGCAUCGUGUCACUGCUGUCAGUGGACAGUGUCCUCUACAACCCCCCUGCCCGCAGGGAGGAGGUGCAGUCUGUCAGGAGGAAAUUCAUCUCCAGUGAGGGGGAUCAUCUCACCCUGCUCAGCAUCUACAGGGCCUUCAAAAACGUCAGUGGCAACAAGGACUGGUGCAAGGAGAACUUUGUCAAUGGCAGGAACAUGAUGCUUGUGUCAGAAGUCAGAGCUCAGCUCAGGGACAUUUGUGUAAAGCUCUCCGUGCCCCUGGAGUCGUCCCGCUCGGAGCCGGGCAACGUGCGCCGGUGCCUGGCCCACAGCCUCUUCAUGAACGCCGCCGAGCUGCGGCCCGACGGCACCUACAGCACGCUGGACUCGCAGCAGGAGGUGGCCAUCCACCCCUCCUCGGUGCUCUUCCACUGCAGGCCGGCCUGCGUGGUGUACAACGGGCUGCUGCACACCAGCCGCCGCUACAUGCGGGACCUGUGCGUCGUGGACCCCGACUGGCUCUACGAAGCCGCGCCCGACUACUUCCGUAGGAAGCUCCGCCCGGCCAAAAACUGA
Merops nubicus (carmine bee-eater) is the source of this 1830-nucleotide messenger RNA. RefSeq names its product DEAH (Asp-Glu-Ala-His) box polypeptide 33 (gene DHX33). The transcript has 11 exons. Lineage: Eukaryota; Metazoa; Chordata; Aves; Coraciiformes; Meropidae. Bases 226 to 1830 code for a protein of 534 amino acids. Gene Ontology annotation, cellular component: nucleolus; intracellular anatomical structure. The record is from RefSeq and is a predicted model, not a curated record. Gene Ontology annotation, biological process: positive regulation of transcription by RNA polymerase I. Gene Ontology annotation, molecular function: RNA binding.